Messenger RNA from Tripterygium wilfordii, 1807 nucleotides. Its product is annotated as protein ALP1-like. Lineage: Eukaryota; Viridiplantae; Streptophyta; Magnoliopsida; Celastrales; Celastraceae. Bases 130 to 1686 code for a protein of 518 amino acids. The transcript has a single exon. The record is from RefSeq and is a predicted model, not a curated record.
AUUCUCCAUUCACAUCUCCGUCUGAAAUCUCGAUUUCACAUUCCUUUCCCCCUUCGAGCAUUUCGUCGAACACUUUCAAAUCUAUCAAACAGUCCUGGUUCGUUUGGGUCUUCUUCUAGUUAUUUCUUAAUGGAAAUCACUCCUUUCUCAUUUCUUAAUCAAGAAGACAUCAGUCAUCUCUACAGUUUGUUCCAAGACAUGGAAGGUAGUUUCAGUGGGAACGCGAAUUUGAAAAAGCGGCGAAGAAAGGACGAUGAAGGUGAUAACAACAAGAAGAAUAAUAAUCAGUCCGAUAAGGAGGGAACCAAGAUGAGUACAAUGAACGACAUAAUCGCUUCGUUCAUUAUUUUGGACGACGAAGAGAAGCGAGCACAGAAUCAGUGGGUCAUUGAGUCUCAACAAGAUAGAGCCCUUUUCGAUGCAAAUUCGAAGCAGAAGAUUCAAGCUAUGAGUGACUAUCAAUCUAAUUUACAAACAUAUCAUUCGGAUUUGGAUGAGAUGGAUCAAUUGAGGACAAAGCGUGCCCGGAGUGCCGCCACCGUGGUUGCUGCAGCAGCUGCGGACAAUGCUGUCUCUGAAAAUCAGGCCCAGUCAGGUGAUGGCCCGUCCGGGUCGUCGGGUCAGCACCGCCGUCUGUGGGUAAAGGAACGGUCGAAGGCCUGGUGGGACCAGUGUAACCAUCCCGAUUUCCCAGAGGAGGAUUUCCGCCGCGCAUUCCGGAUGAGCAAGGCCACGUUCGACCUGAUUUGCGAGGAGCUCGAUUCGGCAGUAAUAAAGAAGAACACCAUGCUUCGUGACGCGAUUCCGGUCCGGCAACGCGUGGCGGUCUGUAUAUGGAGGCUCGCCACCGGUGAGCCUCUGCGUCUCGUCUCAAAACGGUUCGGAUUGGGGAUUUCCACUUGUCACAAGCUAGUCCUGGAGGUUUGUUCCGCAAUACACAGCGUUUUAAUGCCAAAAUUUCUCCAAUGGCCUGAUGAGAACAAAAUCAAGACGAUUAAGGAGGAAUUCGAAUCGGUGUCGGGAAUAGCCAAUGUUGGUGGAUCAAUAUACACAACCCACAUACCAAUUAUCGCUCCCAAGAUCAGCGUUGCUGCUUAUUUCAACAAAAGGCACACUGAGAGGAACCAGAAGUCUUCAUACUCAAUGACUGUUCAGGGAGUUGUUGAUCCAAAAGGGGUUUUCACUGAUGUUUGCAUUGGUUGGCCUGGUUCAAUGCCUGAUGACCAGAUUCUGGAGAAAUCUGCCUUGUUUCAGAGAGCCAAUAGAGGACAAUUGAAGGAUGUUUGGAUUGUUGGAAAUUCUGGGUUUCCUCUAAUGGACUGGGUUUUAGUCCCUUAUACACACCAGAACCUGACUUGGACACAACAUGCCUUCAAUGAGAAAAUCGAUGGGAUUCAAAAAGUUGGUAGGGAGGCAUUCAUGAGAUUGAAAGGGAGGUGGACUUGCUUGCAGAAGAGAACAGAAGUGAAGCUCCAGGACUUGCCAGUGCUUCUUGGGGCUUGCUGUGUGUUGCACAAUAUAUGUGAAAUGAGGAAUGAAGAGAUGGACCCAGAGCUCAGAUUCGAGCUUUUUGAUGAUGAGAUGAUCCCUGAGAAAAACCUGAGGUCUGCCACUUCAAUACAAGCUAGAGAUCACAUUGCUCAUAAUCUCUUGCACCAUGGCCUUGCAGGAACUUCUUUUCUGUAGUGUUUUUGUUUCAAUGAUAUACUCAGUUUUGGUUUGCUAGUCUAGUCUAUAAUCUGAUGUUUCCAUUGCCAUUCUUUCUAGUUAUGUUAUAGAGCAAUAAAAAGAUUCAAUUUUUUACCGA